Molecule: messenger RNA, 3383 nt
Organism: Schistocerca serialis cubense
Lineage: Eukaryota; Metazoa; Arthropoda; Insecta; Orthoptera; Acrididae
Gene: LeuRS-m
Product: leucine--tRNA ligase, mitochondrial
Exons: 11
Coding region: 504-3167 (887 amino acids)
Biological process (GO): leucyl-tRNA aminoacylation; mitochondrial translation
Cellular component (GO): mitochondrion
Molecular function (GO): ATP binding; aminoacyl-tRNA deacylase activity; leucine-tRNA ligase activity
Source: RefSeq, a predicted model, not a curated record
UGUUAGGUAAGGGCACUAAUAAUUGUAUUGUCUAGGGCUCUAAAUUAUCAUUCUCUAUGAUGAAAAGGCUUAUAUGUCAUCUGCUGAAGGUGUAUAACCUAACUGACUAAGUGAUUCUGUAGUUGCUUCCUCCCUGUAUUGCAGUGUGAGCUACUUCAGGUGAUUGAUAUCAAGUUAUAGUUAUUGUGUCCUUCAAACAAGAGCUGUUACACUUUUUCUCUGCAGUUAUCAUCAGUGUAGAGUCUGCCUCUCCCCCUCCCCGACAAAAUCUUCUCUCUUAUCAAAAUGAAUCAUUUAACGCCGAGGAAGCAGGAGGCUCGAUUAACAUAUUCCUAUAAUAGGACUGAGGUUGUCAUCCUGGUUUCUUUAGUAACAUAUGCAAGAAAACUGGGACCAUUUUUCCCUCCCUCCCUCCCUCGCUCAACGAGGGUGGUGGUGGUGGUUUAUUUCUCCCUCUAGAAGAGGGGGAAGAGAGAGAGUUGUGUUUGCACAGAUACAGGUGUAUGUGUUCUAAUUUGGGAGAAGACAUUUGGCCAAGAGCUUACUUUUCUAACAGUCUUUCUGUGACUCAAUAUCUCUGCUAUAUGAAUGAAGACCUCAGCAUUGACAUAAAACAUAGCAUUGAGGAAUACUGGAAGGAUAAAUUGAAGAACCCUGUAUUUGAUGAAAAUAGUGAUAAACCAAAAUGUUAUGUACUUUCUAUGAUACCAUAUCCUUCUGGAAAAUUACAUAUGGGCCAUGUGCGUGUCUAUGCAAUAAGUGAUGCAAUGGCACGGUUUCACAUGAUGAAUGGAAAAAAUGUAAUGCAUCCAAUGGGGUGGGAUGCCUUUGGACUUCCUGCAGAAAAUGCUGCCAUAGAGCAUAAAGUGGAGCCUCACCAAUGGACUGAGAGCAACAUUUCUCACAUGAAAACCCAAUUGCAGAAACUUGGUUGCAGUUUUGACUGGAAAAGAGAGCUGGCAACUUGUGACCCUAAAUAUUACCAAUGGACACAAUACAUUUUUCUAAAAUUGUAUGAAGCUGGCCUAGUCUAUCAAAAGGAGUCCAUGGUGAACUGGGAUCCAGUGGAUGAAACAGUUUUGGCUGAUGAACAAGUUGAUGUUAAUGGCUGUUCGUGGAGAUCUGGAGCAAAAGUGGAGAAAAAACUUCUUAAACAAUGGUUCAUUAAAACAACACAGUUUUCAAAAUCCCUACUUGAUGGUCUUGAUGACCCUUGUCUGAAGAACUGGCGUGAUGUUAUUGACUUACAGAGACACUGGAUUGGUGAAUGUAAUGGAACCACAUUACAGUUUGAAUUAGUUGAUGUGCCUGAUGCCAACACCGAUAAUAAUUCCAAACGAACUCUAACUGUGUGGACUGAAACUCCGGAGUUCAUUUUUGGUGCAUCAUUUAUUGCUGUUUCCCCAAACAGUGUUUUGGACCAACUAUAUGGAAGAUGUGAGCAGAAUAUUUGUUCAAAAGGCUUUGUGAAACUUCCAAUAUUUGCCAAAAAUCCAUUUACUGCUCAGUUGCUUCCAGUAUUUGUGACUGACCAGGUGGAGUUCAGCGAAGGCACGGACACUCACCUGGGCAUACCAGGAAUUUCUGACUCUGAUAAAGACUUUGCCCUUUCUGCCAAUAUUCCAAUAUUUAGCAUUCCUGAGGAAGAAUGUAGUACUCCUGAGUUUUCAAGUAGUAACAGUUCUGUACGAGAACAGAUCUGCCACAUUGCCAGGCAACGAGGCAUUGGUGGAUACCCGACAAGUUCAAAACUUCACGAUUGGCUGAUAUCUAGACAGCGAUACUGGGGCACGCCUAUACCAAUGGUACAUUGUUCUAACUGCAAAGGGCCCCAGCCAGUUCCAGUUGCCGAACUGCCUGUUGUAUUACCACAACUGCGAGGGAAAGAGAGAUUGUCAAUGAAGGAAGCAACUGCUUGGCUACACACGAAAUGUCCCAGGUGCAAAGGCAAUGCAGUUAGAGAAACAGACACAAUGGAUACAUUUGUAGACUCAGCAUGGUAUUUUCUCAGAUUUCUCGAUCCAUAUAAUAAAGAUGUACCAUUCAACCCUGGAAAAGUAGACGGCAUGAUGCCUGUUGACAUAUAUGUUGGAGGCAAAGAACAUGCUACACUACACUUGUAUUAUGCUCGAUUUAUGAAUCAUUUCUUGCAUUCUAUAAAACUUGUACCACACAAGGAGCCAUUUGCAAGACUCAUUGUGCAAGGUAUGGUGAUGGGGCGAAGUUACAGAGUGAAAGCAACAGGAAAAUACAUUCCAGAAUCAGAAGUGGACUUAUCUGGGAAGAAGCCUAAAGAGAAGAAAACUGGAGAACCUGUCAUUGUUGCAUGGGAGAAAAUGAGCAAGUCAAAACAUAAUGGAGUUGAUCCAGAAGCUGUAUUCAAAGAGUAUGGAGUUGAUACAGCUCGCCUUUUGAUAUUAGGAAGUGUUGCACCUACUUCCCAUAGAAACUGGUCUCCUGAAACCUUUCCUGGCAUACUGAAAUGGCAGCAUCGCCUCUGGCUUACAAUAAGAACAUUUAUAGAGGUUCGUUCCUCUCUCAGCAUGGAACAAAAGCCUACAGGUCCUGCAAAACUCGAAGAGCAUGAAGCAAGGCUGUUAGAUGCCCGAAACUAUUACCUGAAGAGUAUAACAUUCAACUAUAAUGAAACUUAUCAGCUGAGUGUGGCUAUUUCCAAAAUGCAAGGUCUCACAAAUAGUUUACGACAAACACCAAAGGAAAUCAUUGCAACCAGCCAGCAGUUUGAGAGGGCUCUUGCCACUCUUAUUGUAGUACUUGCUCCAAUGGCACCACAUUUUGCAUCUGAAUUGUGGGCUGGAUUUUUAGCAGCACCUCACAGGAUUGACACCACCUCGAGUGAAAUUCUCUGGGAUGCCCCAGUUCACCAGCAGAAGUGGCCUGAUGUUGAUCAACAGUAUAUUUUGGACCUUCUUUGCAAGGUAAAUGGUGCCGAUAAUGCUACAGUCCGUAUGCCUCGCUAUGAGAUGGACAACAUAACGCAUGAUGAGGCUUUGGAGUUAGCAUUAACACAGACAAAAGUGCAAGAAAUGUUAUCAGGAUUCAAGAUUAUAAACACACAGUUCACACUUUAUCCAGGCUACAAAGCUAUUAUCAACAUUAUAACUGAACGAUCUGUGAACAGCAUGAAACAACAUCAAGAAGUGUAAAAACACUACUAUCAUUUCAUUAGCCUGUCUUUGUGAAACUGAUACAUGAUAUUUCUGUGGUGCUCUGUUGGCACAUUAUGCUUAUACAUAAAUGAUGCAGAAACAAGUCUCAAAUACAGAUUUUCUAUAUGCUUUUACAAAUUUGAAUAAUUUAGUAGCUUUUAUCAUGCAAAAUAUUGACGAGAAAUAAUUAAAGUAACAACUUUACUUUUGAAA